Microthlaspi erraticum is the source of this 599-nucleotide messenger RNA. NCBI's taxonomy places the organism in Eukaryota, Viridiplantae, Streptophyta, Magnoliopsida, Brassicales, Brassicaceae. The record is from the annotation of a GenBank genome assembly.
AUGAGCACGAGCAGCAUCAACAAGUUGGGUACUUGUCUGAUGGUAGCCAGAACAGUAACAAGAGAAGAAGGGAAGCUUCUCCUGCCGUUGAGAGCAAUAUCAAAGCUAAACCUGUAGCUGGUAAUCCUCUACGGAUACGGUUUGUUUUCAAGAAACCAAAAGAAGCUGAGGUUGUGCCUGUUCCUCAGGAGGAUCGUGCUUGCUCCACUUCCCAGGCUGAGAGACCCAGCGAAAUACCAAGUGCUGUCUCAUGUCAUGUUGAGAAGCUGCUCUCAACUUCUCUUGAGAGUGAAAAGUUUGUAGUCCCUUCUGAAUCAACGAAGCGGAAGAAACAUAAGACUAGCAAAGAGUCUCGGUACAAUUCAUUGUUUGAUGAAUUGGUUCCUCCUCCCUGCAUUUCGAUGGAGGAAGAUAACAGCAGUUGCGAUGAUUGGCUUUUUGGUACAAGGCGGCAAGAGAAUGCUUAUUCCAAAGCUUCUAUCAGUAAAGAUGAAGAAAGGACCAUGAGCUUGCAGAAUUCAGGAGAUUACUUGUUGCCUAGGGCUCGGUUUUUGUCUGAGGUUGGCAUUUUUUCAUUACCAUACACAGUCCCGUUCUAG